CAAUUUCAGACACUUUACGCAGGCUAUCUUCAGGACAAGUGAAAAUUGUGACAGUCUGGAUGUCUGAAAACAACAAUGUGGUAUACCUGUGAAAACCUUGGUCGUGUCUGGCACGCGCUGUUUAUUUGGGUAUUUUUGUGCGGGUUCAGGAUAGCACGCGUGCAAUUACACCCACAGUGUUUGGAUUUCAAGCCCCCCUUCCGACCUCCUGAAGCGUUGACAUUUUGUGUAAUGUUCAAAGACUUUGGCUGCUGUGAUUCUGCAAAAGACCAGGAACUGAAGUCAAAAUUCAAUGGGAUUGUGGAAAACUUUGAUCAGCGUGGGCACUCAAAUUGUGCCAGCUACAUACAAAACAUCAUCUGCCAGGAGUGCUCACCUCUCGCAGCACACCUGUAUGAUGCAGAAGACUCUAGCACGCCAGUUCGGUCUCUGCCCAGGCUAUGCGGAGACUACUGCUCUGAGUUCUGGCUUAAAUGUAGGUCGUCCAUCCCCCUGUUAACAGAAGACACACACGUUGCAAAGAUAGCACAUGACCAAGGCCAUUUCUGUAGGUACAUGGGUAUGGGUGACCCGGACUACUGCUUUCCUAGGCUACUCAACAACGAGCAGCUGACCAGAAACCUAGGUGACAUUAGCACAGACUCAGAAGGCUGUCUGCUGCUGUGUUUGGAGGAGGUAGCCAACGGGCUGAGAAACCCCCUGGCCAUGGUGCACUCCAAUGAUAGGACACAUCGCUUCUUUGUGGCGGAGCAAGUGGGGCUAGUGUGGGUAUAUCUGCCUGACCGCUCAAAGCUAGAGAAGCCCUUCCUGAACAUCACCCAGGCAGUGCUGACAUCACCCUGGGAGGGUGAUGAACGUGGCUUCCUGGGGCUCACCUUUCACCCUGAAUACAAGUACAACGGGAAGUUGUAUGUCUACUACUCAGUACAAGUGGGCCUUGAUGAGAGGAUCAGAAUCAGCGAGUUCCGAGUCUCAGCCAGCGACAUGAAUGUUGUGGACCAUGGCUCAGAAAGGAUUAUUCUAGAAAUUGAUGAACCAGCAUCCAAUCACAAUGGUGGCCAGCUGCUCUUUGCAGUUGAUGGAUACCUGUACGUCUUUACAGGGGAUGGUGGCAUGACAGGAGAUCCAUUUGGGGAAUAUGGAAAUGCACAGAACAAGUCCGCCCUCUUAGGCAAGGUCCUGCGAGUCGAUGUGAACAACAAUGACAGGGGUCCAUUGUACAGGAUCCCACCAGAUAACCCGUUCUUGCACGAACAAGGAGCUCGUCCAGAGGUGUACGCCUAUGGGGUGCGGAACAUGUGGCGGUGCUCAGUGGACCGGGGAGACCACCUCACCAAGGAGGGGAAAGGGCGAAUCUUCUGUGGAGAUGUCGGCCAGAACAAAUUUGAGGAAGUAGACAUCAUCGAGAAAGGCCGGAACUAUGGCUGGAGAGCAAAAGAGGGAUUCUCAUGUUAUGACAAGAAUCUCUGUAUAAACAGCUCUCUGAAUGAUGUCCUCCCUAUAUAUGCGUAUCCACACAAAAUGGGCAAGUCAGUAACAGGAGGUUAUGUCUACCGAGGCUGUGAAUACCCUAAUUUGAAUGGCAUGUACAUCUUUGGAGAUUUUAUGAGCGGGCGUAUGAUGGCACUACAGGAGAACAGACAGACCAGACAAUGGGACUACCAUGAGAUCUGCAUGGGCAAGGGACAGACCUGUCUCUUUCCAGGGCUCAUCAACAACUACCACAAAUAUAUAAUCUCCUUUGGGGAGGAUGAGGCAGGAGAGCUUUACUUCAUGUCUACCUCAUUCCCAAGUGCGACAUCCCCUUCUGGUGUGGUGUACAAAGUUGUUGAUCCAUCACGACGAGCACCACCGGGACAGUGUCAACUCAACCCUCUCCCGGUCAGAACUAAAAGCAGCUUGAUCCCUUUUCAGCCCAAAGAAAUAUUGACAGGAGCUGAAUUAUCACAACAUCAUCAUAAACUAGUCAGAGCUCGAGAGCCAGCACAGUCUCCAAGAGCGGCAGCACCCCCCUCUGUUAGCUCAACAGACUGGCUCCAGGAACUGUCGAACAUGCUGGCGACGCGAUAUGCCAAGGACGGCUCAAGCCCCGCCAAGAAGCAGCAGAGGAAAGAUGAGCGUAAAUCAGUGGCCCAACCCCAGAAUGGGGACCUGCGGUUGGCUGGAGACGAGGAGGCGCAACCUGACCGAGGCAGGGUGGAGAUCUACAUCGAGGGGGAGUGGGGGACAGUGUGCGAUGACCUGUGGGACGAGAGGAGUGCAGGCGUGGCCUGCCGGCAGCUGGGGUAUGGCCUAGCCCUGAAGGCCUCGAAGCAAGCUGAGUUUGGACAGGGCGAGGCCCUCAGGGUGCUGCUGGAUGACGUGCAGUGUAAAGGCACAGAGCGGACCCUGCUGGACUGUCAGCAUGCAGGAAUCGGCAUACACAACUGCGCACAUUACGAGGAUGCAGGCGUCAUCUGUGGAUACGCAUAAUCAUUUUGACGACCACUCAGCAUAUUCGAACCUAGGAAAUGACAAAAGAGAUUGAGAGAGUCCUCGGCGAUUUUUUUCUUUGGCAUUUAUGGCUACCUUUUAUGACAUUUAAUGGAAAAAAGUCUAACUAAUUGUACAGAAAUUGUAAAUUGAUUAUGAAAAGAAACACACUGAAUCCUACGAACAAUGCAAAAUCAAAAAGAUCCAGGACAGAAGUCCCUAUCAUACUUUUUCAUUUCACUUUAAUGUUUCGGGCAAGAGCACCUUCAGUCUGUCAAAAACGCACAAAACACAGGUGUAAUCAAUCACAUCGCCCACUUGGGGCAACAGGUUCAAUCACAUGGGACUUUGCAUGCUAAAUAUCAUAUAGGCUACAGCCUGCCCACCAUUCCACAGUGAAAGUCACUUUGAUCACAUUUCUUCCCCAUUCUGACAUUUGCUAUGGAAAAACAUCUGAACCUUUUGACCGCAUCUGCAUGCUUUUAAGCAUUUAGUUGCUACCACAUGAUUGGCUGAUAAAAUAUUUGCAUGAACAAGCUGGUGUACAGGUCUACCUAAUAAAGUGUUCACUGAGUGUA
Conger conger (European conger) is the source of this 3050-nucleotide messenger RNA. Its product is annotated as HHIP-like protein 1. Bases 76 to 2472 code for a protein of 798 amino acids. Lineage: Eukaryota; Metazoa; Chordata; Actinopteri; Anguilliformes; Congridae. The transcript has 9 exons. The record is from RefSeq and is a predicted model, not a curated record. Gene Ontology annotation, cellular component: membrane.